This is a messenger RNA of Sitophilus oryzae (rice weevil), 447 nucleotides long. RefSeq lists its product as uncharacterized. Bases 1 to 447 code for a protein of 148 amino acids. The record is from RefSeq and is a predicted model, not a curated record. Gene Ontology annotation, molecular function: nucleic acid binding. The transcript has a single exon. Lineage: Eukaryota; Metazoa; Arthropoda; Insecta; Coleoptera; Curculionidae. Gene Ontology annotation, biological process: DNA integration.
AUGGGUGAUUUACCAAAGCGGCGGGUCACACCAUCUCCUCCAUUUUACGUAACUGGCGUAGACUACGCUGGUCCCUUCCUAAUCAAGGAUAGACAGGGACGCGGCUGUCGCACUUCAAAGGCUUAUAUUGCGGUGUUUGUAUGCUUUGCCACAAGGGCUCUGCAUUUAGAGUUGGUAAGCGCUUUAACUACAGAAGCCUUUCUAGCUACUUUGAAACGCUUUGUAGGUCGGCGAGGAAAACCUGCACAAAUGUACUCAGACAACGGUACAAAUUUCAAAGGAGCUUAUAAUGAGUUAUCUAAAUUAGCGGAUUUUUUGCAGAAUAAUGCAAAUUCACUUGUCGAAGCUAUCGAGAAUAAAGGCAUCUCAUGGUCAUUCAUUCCAGCUAGUUCUCCACACUUUGGUGGGUUGUGGGAAUCGGGCGUGCGAACGGUCAAAUAUCAUUAG